CAUUAUCUUCUGGAAGUAAUGCCCACAGAAAGCGGAAGUUGUUCAGCUGCUCGUCAAGCAAAACAAAAGCGCAAAUCACAUAGCCUUUCUAUAAGAAGAACCAACAGCUCAGAACAGGAAAGAACGGGACUACCAAGAGAAAUGUUAGAAGGACAAGUAAUACGUAGAGAAAUUGAUACUCUUAAUGACCGCUUAGCUGCUGAAGGCCAAACGAUUGAUGGAGCAGAACUGAGUAAGGGCCAGCUCAAAACAAAAGCCAGCCAUAGUACCAGUCAGCUUUCUCAGAAAUUAAAGACCACUUACAAAGCUUCUACUAGCAAGAUUGUCUCCAGCUUUAAGACCACAACCUCUAGGGCCAUCUGCCAGCUCGUGAAGGAGUACAUUGGUCACAGGGAUGGAAUCUGGGAUGUGAGUGUUGCAAGGACACAGCCAGUGGUGCUGGGAACUGCAUCUGCUGAUCACACGGCUUUGCUGUGGAGUAUAGAAACAGGAAAGUGCCUUGUCAAGUAUUCAGGUCAUGUUGGAUCAGUGAAUUCUAUAAAAUUUCACCCCUCGGAGCAGUUAGCUCUCACUGCUUCUGGAGAUCAGACCGCUCAUAUCUGGAGAUACAUGGUACAACUACCGACGCCCCAGCCCAUUGUGGAUACUAGUCAACAAAUAUCUGGAGAAGAUGAAGUAGAGUUUUCUGAUAAAGAUGAGCCUGACAUUGAUGGGGACGUUUCCAGUGACUGCCCUACCAUUCGAGUUCCCUUGACAUCUCUUAAAAGCCAUCAAGGAGUGGUCAUAGCAGCCGAUUGGUUGGUUGGAGGGAAACAGGCAGUGACAGCCUCCUGGGACAGAACAGCGAAUCUCUAUGAUGUAGAGACAUCCGAACUUGUUCAUUCCCUGACUGGACAUGAUCAAGAAUUAACACAUUGCUGUACACAUCCCAACCAGCGCCUUGUGGUCACAUCAUCUCGGGACACAACUUUCCGUCUUUGGGAUUUCAGAGAUCCUUCAAUCCAUUCUGUGAAUGUUUUUCAGGGCCACACAGACACUGUGACCUCUGCUGUGUUCACUGUGGGAGAUAAUGUUGUCUCGGGCAGUGAUGACCGUACUGUGAAAGUUUGGGAUUUAAAAAAUAUGAGAUCCCCAAUAGCAACAAUUCGUACAGACUCAGCCAUUAACAGGAUUAAUGUCUGUGUUGGCCAAAAAAUCAUUGCCCUUCCACAUGACAACCGACAAGUUAGAUUAUUUGAUAUGUCAGGAGUGCGAUUAGCGAGGCUUCCUCGAAGCAAUAGACAGGGCCAUAGAAGAAUGGUAUGCUGUUCAGCUUGGAGUGAAGAUCACCCCAUAUGCAAUCUGUUUACUUGUGGAUUUGAUAGGCAAGCCAUUGGCUGGAACAUAAACAUCCCUGCCUUGUUACAAGAAAAAUAA
Molecule: messenger RNA, 1416 nt
Organism: Elephantulus edwardii (Cape elephant shrew)
Lineage: Eukaryota; Metazoa; Chordata; Mammalia; Macroscelidea; Macroscelididae
Product: WD repeat-containing protein 37-like
Exons: 12
Coding region: 19-1416 (465 amino acids)
Cellular component (GO): preribosome, large subunit precursor
Molecular function (GO): protein binding
Source: RefSeq, a predicted model, not a curated record